Molecule: messenger RNA, 9601 nt
Organism: Mobula hypostoma (lesser devil ray)
Lineage: Eukaryota; Metazoa; Chordata; Chondrichthyes; Myliobatiformes; Myliobatidae
Product: F-box only protein 34-like
Exons: 5
Coding region: 616-2790 (724 amino acids)
Molecular function (GO): protein binding
Source: RefSeq, a predicted model, not a curated record
CUUAAGUGCGGGAGGAACAACGGCGGAGGUAGAUUCCGGGAGGUCGACGGCUGUAGUAACUGGACAAGUAGUUUAGAAGGCCAGCAAGGGACUUACGUGUGAGUGCAGAAAGAAUAUUGCGGGCACACAGCCUACUAAGCUUCGGUUCUUCCCGUGAAUCGUGACUCCGAUUCCAAGGAACCGGUACAGAGGGUCACGAAUUCAGGAAUCACCGAAACACAGCCGGUUAGGCCGCAGCCAUGGCCUCUACUGACAACAGUAUCCUGUAAGUCGCGAUUUUCACAGUGCAGGGUGGCGAGAUGAUUUAGGGUACAGCAACUUUCCUUUUCUUCGACUGCUGAGAUCUGAGUUGAGGCACUGCAGGGAAACCUGAGCCCCGAGCAUCAACGUAAGCUCCGUUAGUGCCAUUGGUCUGUUCUGAAGAAAAUGUGAUAAUAUUGUGUGGUAAGAAGCCAUGCCAGAUUUUCAGAGUUCAUGAUAAAAUGGUGAAGGAAGUGACUGUAUGCCUUACUUUGGAAUUACCUCGGACUUUUGUUCCCUUGAGCAAGUUCGCUUUGGUGUACUUCGGACUCCAAAUGAGACACAAGGAUGUGAUAUGAUUUAUGGUUUGCAGCCAUGCAUCUUAAGCCGUACCCAAAGCUACAAAAGAAAGAUGCAUCGCUUGAAUCAAGCCAAGAGGCACUCAGAGAGCUCCAUUCAAACCACCAUACAUCCGUAAGGGUUGAAAGAUGCCAAUCCACCUACAACAAACCAUUAUGCUGUAAAUCCAUUGCUUUGGCAUCUCAUAUCAGCUUGUGGUGUCCAAGACCUUUUAAUUUCAUUUCUCAAAAUAAAAUGUGCAAUAUGAGGAAUCUAGCUGAUAAUGUUAGCUUUAAGGGAAGAAAGAAACCCUUGUCUGAAAACAUUCUGCCUCCUUCAAUUCAUCAGGAAGAAGGGGAGGCACAAUUGGAUAUUUGGGCAGUCAUAAAACCUGGUAACACAAAGGAGAAAAUUGCCUUCUUUGCAGCACAUCAGUGCAAUAACAGGACAAAUUCCAUGAAACUGAAAAGCAGUUGGGAUGCUGAGGUCACAACUGCUAAACGCAGAAGGAAAUCUAUUGAUCGAGAGAAAAUAAAAAUUCAACCACUGAGAAAAGAUAGUGUAAAGGAUGAUAGACGAUAUUUGUGUGCUGACCCACAACCAACCAGUACCUAUGAUGAGAAUUCAUUUGUAAACAUUGAUAAACAAAAUGCUGAUGGACAUUGUCAUAGCAGCUCUCUUUCUGUAGCAGAAAUGGUGGCUCUUCUAGAACAAAGGGCAAAUUCCCUUCUCCCUGACUGCAGCAAACCAUUUACAAAUGCCAAUGCUCACUUGCCGAAUAUUGUGCAUUCAAAGGGAGGGUCCCCAUCAGUUGAAGCCAUUUCGCACACAGGAUCUGAAUCUGAUUUAAGUCACAAAAAGUCCACUGAAAAUAAAAAACUACAGGGUGAAUACGUUCGAGUUAUAGAAGUAAUAGCUAAACUUGAAUCUGAGUGCUUAAAAAAUCAACACAACAGAAAUGGAGAAGCUAGAAAUAAUAGCUUUCGAAGAGGGGUGGGGAGAGUUUUGUUGACUAAUCCUCACCUUUCAGAAGAAAGUGCCAAGAGUAUAGGCAUAAUUCGAAAAUCAGCUGGUGCACCCAGAGCAGUUGAUAACAUUGGGCAAAGCAAAGAACAAUGUAGCCACAUAAGCACAAGCUAUACUAAACCAUGCACUGAACCACAGGAUAACGCUCCAUCUCUAGCUAUUAACUUUUCUGGUGUGGUAUUGAAUCUCUCUUCUAAAGAGGCUUCAUUAACCCACAAGGAAACAACAUCAUUGCCAAACAGUACAAGAGAACAUUUUAGUAGUGAUGUUGAGACAUCAGUGGAGUCCUGUAAUACCCCAUCACUGUGUUGGGAAAUGGACAAUAAGUUUGUAUCAAACUUUACUUUACCGGAGAGUGGUAUGGGUGAAUAUGCAAAUGACUUUAUUGUCAAUGAGUUAGAGUCUUGUGUGGUGGAUAGGAAUAUGGUUAGGAGGGUCAAGGAAGCAACAGAAUGUACGUCAGUGACUAAACUAAAGUCUGAGGAACCCCUUCCUGGAAAACUAUUUUUCACACUUGAACAGUCCCACUUGGAAAACUUGGAUUCAAUUGAAAAUACUACUGAGGAAAUCCUGGAUAUUGCACAUUGCAGGGAUGACUUUCUGAUUGCUGAAAGCAGAACAUUGAACAGAAGUUGCUCAGAAGCGAAUCAGAGCAAUUCUUGCACACCUUUUGGAACUAUGUGCCCUUCAUUAACUGAGCCCUUUCCUCUAAGAAGGCAAGUAUCUCAUGAGUUCUUAGAAACUCGCUUCAAAAUUCAACAGCUUCUUGAGCCUCGGCAAUACAUGGCCUUUUUACCACACCACAUCAUGGUGAAGAUUUUCAUGUUCCUUCCUACUAAAACCCUGGCAGCUCUCAAAUGCACGUGCCAUUAUUUUAAGUUUAUUAUAGAAAACUAUGACAUUAGAGCAACAGAUUCACGUUGGGUCUGUGACCCACGAUACAAAGAUGAUCCAUGCAAGCAAUGUAAAAAACAUUACACAAAAGGGGAUGUGUCAGCAUGUCGGUGGCAUUCAAAACCUUAUUAUAAAGUUCCACCCUAUGGGCGUUCCUACUGGAUGUGUUGUUGGCAGACAGAAAAAGAUUCACUAGGCUGUAAAAUUGGGCUUCAUGAUAAUAACUGGGUGCAGUCUCAUAAUCAUGUGCAACAAAUAUGUGAAAAGGUAAAGAAUGGAGAAGGAAUAUGACAUUUAAAAAAAAAAGUGAAUUUGGUUCAGUAUGAUUGGGGAUAUAAAAUACUGUUAUUGAAUUGUUUGCUUCCUGUAGAAAUUGGAAUAUUGGUUCUGCACUGUUUACAUUGUACAGUAUGAACAUAUUAGCUUAUGUGAAUCUGCAUGAACCAAACUGCAGCAGCCAAUAGCUGUAAGAGAACUGCAGUAUUUGCUCUAUCAUGUGUUUGAUUUACGAUAAUAUUGUACUGUUAAUGUAGCUGGCACAGCAACAAACCACUACAAUGCAGCUAUAUCAGUGUUGCAGUUAGUCUGUUUUAAGUAAUGGUCUUUCUUUUGAAUAGAUUGUAUAUUCUACCUAAACUUACAUUUAAGUGCAAAAAUAUUGGCAUGGAAAUGAAUAAAUAUAAACAAGAUCGACCACUUAAGACCUGAGAAUUAUGAUGAGCAAGUGUUGCUAAACAAUGUUAGAGCAAGUACAAAAAAAUAGCAGCACUGCAGAAUUACAGGUUAUGCAAAAUGAAAACUGGUUGAAAAUUAAUCGCAUUACUUGAAUUGCCACUGUCAGUGUAUAGCAAUGCUUACUUUGGUUUAAUGAGUCUCAGAUCUUUGGGGGAGGGGUUUACUGCUCUUAAAGGUUUGGUGGUAUAUAUGGAGUUAUAUGAACUAUUGUAUAGUGAUCAUUUUAGUGGGGUGGAUGUUUUAAUAGGAUUUACCAAUUUUGUGUUGAAGCAUAUAACUCAACUGUACAUCAAAAAUAAAAUUCAUUGUGCCAUGGCAAACAAUUCUUUGGUCCAAUUGAUAUCUCAAUCAUAAUUGAAUUCUUGUUUGCAGACAAGAAAUAAAUAUUUUAAACAAAGCUUUCCACACAACGAUUCUAACUCAAUGUAUACCUAGGUAUAUAAAGUGCUGUGGGAGGGAAGGAAAUUGGGUUUUCAUCCCAUAUAUAUCAAGAAUAGGCCACGUUUAAAUCCAAACACAUAAUAAAUUGCCAGUUUUUAAUAUUAAUACUUGAGCUUUAGCACCGAAUUUAAAACUUGAAUCUGUUUUUAUUUCCAGUCAAAAGCCCUGUUCCAACUUGACUUUAAAAAGAUUAGUUUUAUUUUUAUUGUUUAUCUUUGCCUAUCUCAAACGUAAAAGCAAAGUAAAUCCUCUCAUUGAUUUAAUGGUUAAAAUUAUGUGUCGAGACUCUUUUACGUUUAUUUGUGAUUUAAUAUCUGAUCUGCAGUGUUUCCCUUGAAAGGGAAAAGAACUUGAUGAAAAUAAGACUCAAUCCAAGUCCUGGUAUGAAUAACUAUUUAUUUUCUUAAGUCUUUAUAUAAAUGGAAUUUUAUUUUCAUAGAAUUAUACUUGUUGCAUUAAUAAAAAUUCCCAAAAUUCUGAAACAGUUGAAUCUUAAGGCUAAAGCUGUAAAUAUUCAUCAGGCUAUGCUCAGCAGAAAGAAGGGAAGUGGAGUUCUGAAAAUGAAUACUUUAUUCUUCAAGGAUACUCCUGAUUAGACUAUAUUUCUCCUCCCAUUCUAUAGUUUGAUUUUUUUUACUUGUGGAUAAUCCCAAGACAGAAUGUAAGAAUGCUGUAGAGAUAUUAAUUUUGUUAUAUAAAUGUUUAAAGUGCUUUUAAUACUGCCUUUGCAAGCUUGGAGUACAUAUUUACAUAUUUGUACAUUUAUGUUAUUGGGACUAGGAUUUUUAUUUUUGCAUUUAUAUUGUCUUAAGUAUUCCCCUUUAAAUUUCAUUACUUGUAAAUUUAUUGCAUCUUUGUUUUUCUUUUAUUCUCACUGCACUUAUUCAUAUAGUGCCUAAAAUAUUCAUCUGUUGCCUACUUAAUUCUGCAUAACCUGUAACACUGCAUAUAGCUUUGCUUUAGAAUAUAUUUUAUUCCCACUAAACUUGCUGCUUGUUCUGAAUCUCCAUUUACAAGGGAGCACAAUUAUCAAGCUACUGUUUCUGUGUAUCUUGUACAUUACUUGCAAUUUUCUAUAAGCUUAAAAAAUGUUGUAAAAUGAAUAAAAUGGAACAUUAAUAGAAAAUAUACUGGUUGUAAAUGUUUGGUACCAAAUUUUGAAAUUCAUUUCAUCUACUUUUCUGCAUUAGAACUUUAAAAAAAUAUAUUAUGUUGGAAGCUGUUUAAGACUCCAGAUAUUCCGUUUGUUAAUAAAACUAGAUUCUUGGUUGAUUGCAAAUUAAUCAGUAUUUCACCAUUGAAAUGAAUUCUCACUUUUUAGCUACAGUGUUUUGCAACUGCACUAAUACACAAUUCUUAAGAAUUUUGUUCCAAAAUUAGAUCUUUGGACAUCAUUUUCAGCUGUUGUGGUUAUAUCUGUUAUUAGUUAUUCCUUUACAUUUGGUUACUUCUGUCAUACCCCUUACUGUUGCCACGUGUGUUUAAUAUGCAGAUGUACAUGUUCAACUCGCAUUUUUGUGCAAUUUUUCAGUUUGGUGCAGUUUAAGACGCAUGAAAUGGGUAUCCAUGCUUUGGACCGUUAAUUCUUCUUGGAUGAUGGCAACAUUAGUGGCUUUGUGUAAUCCAACCUAUGGUGAAUUAACCAAUGUUGACAGUAGUAAUUCUAACACAAUGUGCAGGUAAUUACAGGUGGUAAUAUAGUUUGUGUUAAAUUGAAGAAUAGUUUACCUGUGUGAAGUUCCGCAAAUAAUGCGUGUUUGAUUUGAUAGUUUUUGAAAAUAUUUGCCUGUCAAACCUGAACUACUUAUUCCCCUCCAUAGAUGCUGCCUGACUUACCACGUUUCUCCAGCAUUUUGUAUGAGUAUUACUCGACUUCUAGCAUCUGCCGCAGAAUCUCUUGUAUUUUUGUUUUUUGGAUCGGGUAGUCUGGCCUAAAAGUUUGAGCCUAGUCUUUGAGGAAUGAAGUUCUGCUUGCAGAGGUUGAUACCUAUUUGAAACUUUUCCAUAAAUUUUUAAAAACAUUUAUAGUUGAAUUAAAGUAAACUACUGGAAGAACAUAAGGGGUCAAGCAGCAUCUAGAGAGGCAAAAGGAUGGAUGACAUUUCAGAUCAAGAUCCGGCAUCAGUUUUCUUUCUGUUUCAGAUUACAGCAGCACAGUAGUCUCCAUUUAAAUUAGAAUAUUCAGCUGUUUGCUAACCCGUGGAAAAUUCAGGAAAGAAUGCUAUGCAAUGACACCCAAUGGGCAGAGAUCGUAACUACAAAAAUCCAUAAAGCCAUAAAUUUUGAACUAAAAUGAAAAGCAUUAUUGACAUUACUUACCUAAAACUGGAAAACAAUGUUGAGUAACCAGUUGGUUGAUAAAAUUGCUAGCCGAGAUUUGCUGUUUGUCCCAAAACUGCAGUAACUAUUGUUUAUUAACCUAGGCCUUCAUAAGUCAAUGUAUUGAGGACAGAAGAUGGGAUGUUAUGUUGAAGUUGUAAAAGGCAUUGGUGAGGCCUAAUUUGGAGUACUGUGUGCAGUUUUAGUCAACUACCUAUAGGAAAGGUACAUGUUUGAAAGAGUGCAGAGAAAAUUUAUAAGGAUGUUGCUGAGUCUGGAGGACCUGAGUUAUAAGGAAAGAUUGAAUAGGUUAGGACUGUAUUCUUUAGAACGUAGAAAAUUGAGAGAAGAUUUGAUCAAGGUAUACAAAAUUGUGAUAAGUAUAGAUAGAGUAAAUGCAACCAGACUUUACCACUGAGGUUGGGUGGGACUACAACCAGAGGUCUUUGCUUAAGGUAUAAGGAGAAGUUUAAGGGGAACGUGAGGGGAAACUUCUUCAUUCAGAGGAUCAUGAGAAUGUGGAAUGAGCUGCCAGCAUAAGUGGUCCAUGCGAGCUUGAUUUCAACCUUUAAGAGAAGUUUGGAUAGAUACAUGGAUAGCAGGGAUAUAGAGAGCUAUUGUCCAGGUGCAGAUCGUUGGGAGCAGGCAGUUUAAGUGGUUUCGGAAUGGACUAGAUGGGCCAAAGGGCCUGUUUCAGUGCUGUACUUCUCUGACUCUACUUAAAUAGAAGCACAACUCCUUUCCCUUUCACAGGUUUCAAAUGCUGUGUUGAAUGCACUGUCUCAUUUGGAUCUUUAAUAUACAAAUCAAAUUCCAGUACAAAACACAUGGGUAUAAACACUAAGAAUGCUGUACAUAACACAGUUGGUGAGUUGACGCACUGUGGUUUAAGGACCUAGGGAAAGAUAGGGAACCAACAGGCAGUGCAGGAGACCUUUGUGGUCAUCUCCUUCAAAACAAAUACCUCUCUUUGGAUACUAUUCGGAAUACUCAUUAGGGGAAGACAGCAGUAACCAGGACCAUGGCACGGUGAAUGGCUCUGCUGCAUAGGAGAACAGGGAAAAGUGGCUGAGCUAUUAUAAAUGAUUCUACAGUUACUUCUAUGAUCGCAAAUGGGACUCACAGUUCGUGUGUAGUCUCACAGUUACAAGCCUCCUGGUUCUGAUGGGUGCAUCCUAGGGUAGUGAUAUAAAUGGUGGAAGUUCAUGUAGAUGCACUUGUGAUGAUUUACAAAAUUCUUUUGACUCUGGGCAGGUCCCAGAAGAAUGGAAGACAGUGAAUGUCAUGCCACUGUUUAAAAAAGGAUGUAGAACAGGUGGGUAAGUAUAGACUAGUUAGCUUAAUGUCUAAUCAGAAAAAUGCUUGAUACUAUCAUUAAGGAAGACAUAGAGAGACAUUUAGAUAGAAGUGGUUCCAUCAGGCAUAGGUCCUUUUUGACAAACUUACUGGAGUUCUUUGAGGUUAUAAUGAAUGCGGAGGAUAGAAGGGAAAAGGUGGAUAUUGUAUACUUAGAUUUACAGAAGCCAUUUAGUAAGGUGUCUCAUAAAAGACUCCAUAAGAUUGCAUGGAUUUAGGGGUACUGUAUUAGCAUACACAGAGGAUUGGUUAACCAACAGAAGGCAUAGAGUUGGCUGUUUCUGUGGCUGGCAGUCAGUGGUGAGCCCAUUGUUCAUGAUAUACGUUAACAGUUUGAAAGAGGAGACCGAGUGUAGCAUAUCUAAGUUUGCUGGUGACAGUAAAUUGAGUGGAAAAGCAAAUUGUGCAGAGGAUAGGGCGAGUCUGCAGAGAGAUGCAGUUAGACUGAGUGGGGCAGGGUAUAACAAUAUAACAUUAGUAAAGGCGAGGUUCCACUUUGGAAGGAAAAAUAGGUCAGAUUAUUAUCUGAAUGGUGAACAAGUGAAAUUAUACAGAGGAAAUUAAGAGUCCUAGUGCAUGAAUUGCAACAGACUGGUUUGUAGGUGCAACAGGUUAUGAAGGCAAAUGGAAUGUAGGCUUUCAUUGUAGAGGAACUGAGUGAGAAAGUUAUGUUGCAAUUAUAGAAGGUAUUGGUAAGAUCACACCUGGAGUAGUGCAUGCAGUUCUGGCCUCCUUACUUGAGGCAAGAUAUACUGGCUUUGCAGAUGGUACAGAGGAGGUUCAACAGGUUAAUUCCAUAGACAGGGUUAAUAUAUGAGGGGAGAGAGUCACCUAGGAUAAUACUUGCUGAAAUUCAGAAGAAUGAGAGUGGAUCUUUUAGAAACAUAGAAUUACAGAAGGGAUAAGAUAGAGGUGGUAGUUUUCAUUGUUAAGUGAGAGUAGAGCUAGGGAACAUACUUCACUAUUUGUGGUAACAGAUUUAAGAGGGGGAUGAAGAAAAACUGCUUUUCUCAGAGUAGUGAAUAUGUAAUUCUUUGUCCAGGGAAGCAGUAGAGUAUAGUUCAUUAAAUAUAUUUAAGCCAUUGUUGGAUAUUUUUGCAUAGCAGUGGAAUUAAAGGUUAUGGGGAAAAGGCAGGUAGGACGAGCUGAGUCAACAGCCAGAUCAGCCAUGAUCUUACUGAAAGGCAGAGCAGCCCUGAUGAAUCAGAUGGCGUACUCUUGCUCCUAUUUUUUUUAUUUAUUAUGUAUAACAAUUAGUUAGCUUUGUUAAUUUACUAGUGGCUGUACAACUGGACUUGUGACUUAAGACUUGACUACAUUAAAAUCCUUAAAAAAAAACAACAACAGAAGAUAGGGAACAAAGUGAAGUUGAGGCAGGAGAUUACUAUGAUAGUAAAUGGUAGAACAGGGUUCAGGAGCUGUUUUGCUUUCUGUUUAAAACAAAAAGUUAGUUCAUGCACCCUUUUCAUGAUGGGACUUUGUCAGUAACUGAGUUACUUUUUUUUAUACUGCAAUUAUUAUAAGUGACUGACCACUGUGAAGCACCAAUAACACAUUGAACAGAUGAAGUGCAUGCACCUAUCCCUUCAAGAUACAUAUUUUUUGAAAAUUCUGCAUGAAUACCAGAUCUUAGGUUUUCAAAUUUAACACUUUUUUAAACCCUCAAUUGUUUCUUUCAAAAGUAUUGUACUCUUUGACAUUGUGUUGUUUAAAAUGGCAGAACAGGUGUCAAAGAGUUGUUAAGGUUUUUUUUUGGCAUAUUUGGAUUAUUUCUCCCAUUUCAUAAAAUUCUACUUUUCCUAUCAUAUUUAUGAUAAAUAUACGUUAAGGUAUAUUUUGUAGGUUUAAGAAUCAUGAUUGCAUUCAGGAAUGAGACAUUAAAGAGCCUGACACUGCAAAGGUGUAUUGGAGCUAGACUGAGCAGUAGGCGUGUGUUCCAAACUUAAAUAUAAUUCUACCCACAUUUGUUCUUCAUGGACGACUAUCAUCAAGCCAGCUGAAGGAGAAAAUCUGGUGAGCCCAGUGCUAAAUGUUACUUUAAAAAAUUAAGUUGUAAAUUGCAAUCAGUAGAUUGACUUAGUGGUUAAAAGAUAUUUCCUGUUUCGUGAGGUAAAAAUUAACUUAAACUUUCAACAGAAUGGUCUGACUUUUAAAUUAUAAACCCUAUCUAUUUAUAUUACUACAAUAUGUUAACUUUUAAAGCAGUUAAUUUCCUUUGAUUGCUUAUUACCAUAAUUGUUAUUGGUGGUAA